AAUGGAUCAGUGGAUGCCCAACCAACCGUCCAGGGUCUGUCUGAAUGAUGCCAAUAAAGCCUGCAGGUUUCCCUAGAUGACAGAUAAACAUCAUACUGUCUGAAGAACAUCUGUGGAAACCUUGACCAUGGCAUCGAUAUCAGAGCCUGUAACAUUCCGAGAAUUCUGCCCUUUGUACUAUCUCCUCAAUGCCAUUCCCACAAAGAUCCAGAGAGGCUUUCGUUCUAUUGUGGUCUACCUCACAGCCCUGGAUACCAACGGGGACUACAUUGCGGUGGGCAGCAGCAUCGGCAUGCUCUACCUGUACUGCCGACACAUCAACCAGAUGAAGAAGUACAACUUCGAAGGGAAGAUAGAGUCCAUCACUGUGGUGAAGCUGCUGAGCUGCUUUGAUGACCUUGUUGCAGCAGGCACUGCCUCCGGGAGAGUUGCAGUUUUCCAGCUUGUGUCUGCAUUGCCAGGGAGGAACAAGCAGCUUCGGAGAUUUGAUGUUAGUGGUGUCCACAAAACCAGCAUUACAGCUCUGGCCUGGAGCCCCAAUGGGAUGAAGCUGUUCUCUGGAGAUGACAAAGGGAAGAUCGUCUACUCCUCUCUAGAUCUAGACCAGGGUAUCUGCAACUCACACCUUGUGUUGGAAGAGCCGUCCUCCAUUGUGCAGCUGGACUACAGCCAGAAAGUGCUGCUUGUGUCCACCUUGCAGAGAAGCCUGCUCUUUUACACAGAGGAGAAGGCUGUCAAGCAGAUUGGAUCCCAGCCAAGGAAAAGUACUGGGAAAUUUGGUGCUUGUUUUAUACCAGGACUGUGUAAGCAAAGCGAUCUAACUCUGUAUGCAGCCCGGCCUGGGCUCCGGCUGUGGAAGGCUGACGUCCAUGGGACUGUUCAAGCUACAUUUAUCCUCAAGGAUGUCUUUGCUGGAGGAGUCACACCUUUUGAGCUCUACCCUCGUCUGGAGCCCUCUGAUGGGGGAAGCUGCAGCUCGCCUGAGAAACACCUGGGGCUUGUUUCCUGCUUCUUCCGAGAAGGCUGGGUGUUGAGCUGGAAUGAGUACAGUAUCUACCUUCUGGACACCGUCAAUCAGGCCACAGUUGCUGGUUUGGAAGGACUGGGUGAUAUUGUGUCUGUUUCCUGCACAGAAAAUGAAAUAUUUUUCCUAAAGGGAGAUAGGAACAUUAUAAGGAUUUCAAGCAGACCUGAAGGACUCGCAUCCAUAGUGAGAGACGGUCCCGAGAUGACAAGAUGUUCUGAGCAGGUCCAUGGACAGCAUCUGGAGAAGUCACUGGGGGCCACUGUUUGUGAGACAAGGCUUCGAGGCUCUUCUGUGGCCAGUUCUGUGGCCAGUGAGCAGCGGAGCAGGAGCAGUUCACUCACCUCCACGGACAGUGGCUCUGCGCUGCUGGUGCCUGGACUUCAGGCUGGCCCUGAGCUGGGCCAGAGUGGUCAGCCAUCCUCACAGAGAUUCAGUGUCAUCAGCUCUGAAGACUUUGACCAGGAGCUUAUCGUGAAACCUAUCAAAGUGAAGAAGAGGAGGAGGAAGAGAAAGACAGAAGGAGGAAGCAAGAGCACCUGCCACAGUUCCCUCGAGUCAACACCCUGCUCUGAGCUCCCCGCUGACAGCCCCCAGUCCUUGACCUCCAGUGUUCUGGGCAGCAGUGUGGAUCAGCUGAGCACAGAGUCUCCAGACCAGGAGGGCAACCCCAGUGCUGAGGUGAAUGGGAUCAUACAGGAGACCGAUGGCCCGGAAGCAUUCCAUGUCCUGGAGGUGCCUGGACCUGCCCCUUACCCAGUGGACACAGACCUGCUCAGUGGAGUGUUGACUUUACCCUUGCAGCCAGAGGAGGAUGUGGGAGGUGCCGACAUCAUCUCAGGCCUUGAAGAGGAGCCUGCUCCUGCUGGUGAUGCAGCAGUGCAUACAGAGUUAUGCCUGCGGGAACACAACAGCUCUGCUGAGGAGCAGGAGGUGGACACCAUAGAGUUGAGUGACGCCCAGAGCACUUUUUCUGAAGCCCCAUUUCUGGACUCAAGCAUGCUGCCUUCCAGCCUCAGCUGGCCCCCAGGUGCUGAGCAGUGGCUGCCUGGGAUUGCAGGUUAUGAGGUCGGCACUGGGGAGGCCAGCCCAGAAGCAGACAUCCUGACGCAGGUGGAGGUCCCUAGCCCUCUGAGCUCAAAUCCUUGGCAUUUACUAACUGAUAGUGACACAGGUCAAAAGGAAACACUCACUUCUGAAUGUCACAUGGGAAAUGUGGAAGGACAGGUGACUCCUCUUACCUCUGCCUCAGUGGCCAACACCCAUGCCCAUUGGCUGGACCAACCUUUCCAGGAUCAGGCAGUGACAUCCAGUGAUGAGGAAGACAUUUAUGCCCAUGGACUCCCAUCUUCAUCCUCAGAGACAAGUGUCACAGAGCUUGGAGCUGCUCGCUCUCUGCAGGAGCUGAGCCAACCAGGUGCUGAGGAAACCACACUGCUCAAGGCAGAUCAGUUUGCAGAGAGCUGGAUGGGCUACUCGGGUCCUGGCUAUGGCAUCCUCAGCUUGGCGGUCUCGGAAAAGUUUAUCUGGUGCCUGGACUACAAAGGUGGCCUGUUCUGCAGUGCCCUGCCUGGUGCAGGGCUGCGCUGGCAGAGAUUUGAAGAUGCUGUCCAGCAGAUGGCAGUCUCUCCCUCAGGGGCUCUUCUCUGGAAGAUUGAACAGAAAUCUAACCGUGCUUUUGCUUGUGGCAAAGUCACCAUCAAAGGGAAGCGGCACUGGUACGAGGCUCUGCCCCAGGCUGUGUUUGUGGCCCUGAGUGAUGACACAGCCUGGAUCAUCAGGACCAACGGAGAUCUGUACCUUCAGACAGGGCUCAGCGUGGAUCGGCCCUGCGCCCGAGCCGUGAAGGUCGACUGUCCCUACCCACUGUCCCAGAUCGCAGCCCGGAACAGUGUUGUGUGGGCACUGACAGAGCAGAGGGCCCUCCUGUACCGGGAGGGCGUGAGCAGUUUCUGUCCUGAAGGGGAACAGUGGAAGUGUGAUAUUGUCAGUGAAAGGCAAACUCUGGAGCCUGUCUGCAUAACUCUCGGAGAUCAGCACACACUCUGGGCCCUGGACAUUCACGGGAAGCUGUGGUUCAGAACUGGUGUGAUUCCCAAGAAGCCCCAAGGAGAUGAUGAUCACUGGUGGCAGGUGAGCAUCACGGACUAUGUGGUGUUUGACCAGUGCAGCCUGUUCCAGACCAUCAUGCAUGCCACACAUUCAGUAGCAACAGCAGCCCAAGCCCCCGUGGAAAAGGUGGCAGAUAAACUGCGCAUGGCGUUUUGGUCUCAGCAGCUGCAGUGCCAGCCUAGCCUACUAGGGGUUAACAAGACCGGUGUGUGGAUCUCCUCAGGGAAGAAUGAAUUCCACGUUGCUAAAGGAAGUCUCAUAGGAACUUACUGGAAUAACGUUGUUCCCCGGGGAACAGCUUCUGCCACAAAAUGGGCCUUUGUGUUGGCUUCUCCUGCUCCCACCCAGGAUGGAAGCUCCUUAUGGCUAUGCCAGAGCAGCAAGGACCUGUGUAUCAUCAGUGCCCAGAAUGUACAGUGCCGCCCCUCCACAGUGCAGCUGCCCCCUGAUGCAGAGAUGAGAACUUAUGCUGCCUGCCAGGAUGCACUAUGGGCCUUGGACAGCCUUGGACAGGUGUUCAUCAGGACACUUUCCAAGAGCUGCCCCACAGGCAUGCAUUGGACGAAACUGGACCUUUCCCAGCUAGGAACUGUGAGACUGACCAGCUUGGCAUGUGGAAAUCAGCAUAUCUGGGCCUGUGACUCCAGGGGUGGGGUUUACUUCCGUGUUGGGACCCAGCCUCUGAAUCCCAGCCUGAUGCUUCCAGCCUGGAUCAUGAUUGAGCCACCGGUCCAACUUGCUGGGGUCACUUUGGUCAGCGUCCAUUCUAGCCCCAAUGACCAGAUGUUGUGGGCCCUGGAUAGCAGAUGGAAUGUGCACGUGCGAACUGGAAUCACCGAGGAGAUGCCCGUGGGGACAGACUGGGAGCACGUGCCAGGAUUGCAGGCCUGCCAGUUGGCACUGAGCACCAGAACUGUGUGGGCCCGCUGUCCAAAUGGUGACCUUGCCCGCCGCUAUGGUAUCACAGACAAAAACCCUGCUGGAGACUACUGGAAGAAAAUUCCCGGAAGUGUGUCCUGUGUCACAGUGACCUCAUCAGACGAGCUAUGGGCGGUGGGCUCCUCUGGCUGUCUCCUUCAGCGGCUGACAAAGACCUUCAGCCACUCACACAACCCUCAGAACAGCCAGGCAGCCACCUCCCACCCUGAGGAGCUGGAGGACGAGUGGGAGGUCAUCUGAAGCCAGGCAGCCAGUGAUGGAGGAAGCCGGGUUCUGUGAUGGAGGCCGCUGUCUCCCGGUGGCUCACGGACGGACAUGCCUCAUCCACGAGGCUGGACACCUCACACUUGCUUUCAUCUGUAUUUGUUUUGGUCUCAUUACAGAACUCACAGCCUUAGCCUUGUGCUUGGAGCUGUUGCUGUAGGAGCAGCACCUUUGACAUCUUGCCAAGGUCACCUCCAAGUGGGAACAGCGGCUGCUGCUCAGUUGCAUGCACUAGUUACCUGUGCACCACAGUAAAUUCUUAUCAGCAA
Grammomys surdaster is the source of this 4608-nucleotide messenger RNA. It is a transcript of the gene Tecpr2, whose product is annotated as tectonin beta-propeller repeat containing 2. The record is from RefSeq and is a predicted model, not a curated record. The transcript is spliced from 20 exons. Gene Ontology annotation, molecular function: protein binding. NCBI's taxonomy places the organism in Eukaryota, Metazoa, Chordata, Mammalia, Rodentia, Muridae. Bases 128 to 4315 code for a protein of 1395 amino acids.